CAGCACCCUUAUGGUAAAUAAUUUUUUGCUUAAUGUCUAAUCUAAAUCUUCCCUUGGUAUAUUUUUGUUCAGUUCAUUUCUGGCCUGUUAGAGAUUAUAAACUCACAUAGCAAACACUGAUUGCUGGUACUAAUUUGGUAUGCUUGGCCAGGAUGGGUGGUAGGUAAUUUACAACAGAAUUUCUUUCUUUUUUCCUUUGCUUUUUCAAAAACGUGAUGACUUGUGAAGUGAUGCCACAAUUUGCAAGUUUGGCAUAUUUUCACGGGUUUUGCAUGUACUGCUUCUACUGAUAAUAUUCAUUAACUUAGAUAUUUGGUUGAGCCAACUGUCCGUAUAAUUUUUUACAUCAUUUUUUCACCUUGUACAUACGUCUUCCUUCAGUAUCUUUAGUUUUGGAGUGGUCUUGUCUUCCAUUCAGUCAUAAAUACAAGUUUCUCUGGAAAGGUCGGGUUUUUUCCCCCUUGUCCUGGUUAACAAGUCUUUAAAAAUAGUUGUUUUUGCAGUUAUCUUUGAAUGUUUCUAUGUAUAUUUAAGUUUCUUUUCUUUUAUUUGCCUCUCUAGGAUUAAGCACAGUGCCUGUUUUAUGCAAUUCAGGUCCUCAUUUUCAGAACCGUUACACUAAAUACUGGUGUGUAACAAGCUUUUCUUACAGAGAGUGAUGCUCUGGAUGGGGAAACUUGCUGGUUAAACUCGACCAUGGGGCCGCGGCCGGGUCCCUCAGCGCUGAGGGCGUUGGUUACCGGCGCUGAGGGACCCGCCGCGGCCAUUAGCAGCGCUGAGGGCGUUGGUUACCGGCGCUGAGGGACCCGCCGCGGCCAUUAGCAGCGCCGCGCCGCCGCUGGGAACUACAACUCCCGGUGGUCCCCGCGCCACGCCGCUUCCUGCCGAGCUAAGAUGGCGGCUGCCGUGGAACGUGUGGUGGGAGAGGCGCCGGCGGGCUACACGGCUCUGGCGGUGAAGUUCGAGGCGCGGCAGCGGUCCCCCCACUGUUUGUUGGUGAAGGAGCACCAGGUGCGGGAAGGCGCCGGCACCGCGCACCCCCCUCACCGCACCCUCUUCAUCCUCAACGUCCCCCCGUACUGCACCCCGGCUUCUCUGUCCAGGCUGUUCAGCCGCUGCGGGCACGUCCAGUCUGUGGACAUGUGUGACAAGCCAGGGCCCAGGGAGAAAAAAGAAAAACUGAAGUCCAAAUUCUUCAACUGCAAAACCGUAACGGGAUUUCAAGUAGCAUACGUGGUGUUCAAGAAACCAGCUGGAGUCCAGGCAGCCAAGGCUCUGUCACAGGAAGGUCCCUUGCUGAUCUCAACAGAGAGCCACCCCGUGAAAACCGGCAUUAGCAAGUGGAUCGCCAGCUAUGCGGCCUCCAUUGUGGAUCAGGAGGAGCUGAAGGCUGAGGUGGAUGCCUACAUGCAGGACUAUGACAAAAAGAUAGAAGAGGAAGAAGCCAAAGCAGCCAAGGAGGAGGGUGUUCCAGAUGAGGAGGGCUGGGUGAAGGUAACGCGGAGGGGCCGGAAGCCUGGUCUGCCCCGGACAGAGGCAGCCAGCCUGCGCCUGCUGGAAAAGGAGAAACAGAAAAGGGCCCGCAAAGAGCUGCUCAACUUCUAUGCCUGGCAGCAUCGUGAGACCAAGAGAGAACAUAUUGCCCAGUUGAGGAAGAAAUUUGAGGAGGACAAGCAGAGGAUCGCACUGAUGCGAGCCCAGCGCAAGUUUCGGCCGUACUAAGCUGUGCUGAGCUAUUCCUCAGGUGCCUGUGCUGGAGAGGGCGGGAGAGAUGCCUAUGGACUCCAUGUGCCAAAGGAUUUCGAGGAACUGAGGCACCUUCAGGUUGUCCCUGCCCUUAGAUCUGAAAUGGGAGAUCCCAGCAACUGUCGCUGGAGGAGGAGUUUCUUUCUCUUGGGCUGGAAUCCUCCUGCUCUCUUGGCCAUAGUUUGGCUCUGUGGCAUCGCUUCCCAGGGUGCUCAGGCCAAGGGGCUGAGGCCUUUCCUGUGACAACCUGUAUCUCUCUGCCGCCUCUUCAGGGGUAGAAAUGGCUGAAGAACUGUAAAUGAACUGCUGCUAUAUUCUCAAAACAUGGGGAUGCCUCUCGCUCCCCUUUAGUCUGCUUGGGGAGAGCUGGAGCUUCUUGUAUGCUGGGGUGGCAAUAAAAGUCAUGGCUUGUA
Strigops habroptila (Kakapo) is the source of this 2159-nucleotide messenger RNA. It is a transcript of the gene RRP7A, whose product is annotated as ribosomal RNA processing 7 homolog A. The transcript has 7 exons. The record is from RefSeq and is a predicted model, not a curated record. Gene Ontology annotation, biological process: rRNA processing; ribosomal small subunit assembly. Bases 895 to 1722 code for a protein of 275 amino acids. Gene Ontology annotation, cellular component: CURI complex; UTP-C complex. Gene Ontology annotation, molecular function: RNA binding. Lineage: Eukaryota; Metazoa; Chordata; Aves; Psittaciformes; Psittacidae.